This is a messenger RNA of Coccomyxa subellipsoidea C-169, 438 nucleotides long. Its product is annotated as 40S ribosomal protein S29. The coding region runs from base 43 to 213 and encodes 56 amino acids. The record is from RefSeq and is a predicted model, not a curated record. Gene Ontology annotation, molecular function: zinc ion binding; structural constituent of ribosome. The transcript has 3 exons. Lineage: Eukaryota; Viridiplantae; Chlorophyta; Trebouxiophyceae; Coccomyxaceae. Gene Ontology annotation, cellular component: ribosome; cytosolic small ribosomal subunit. Gene Ontology annotation, biological process: translation.
GGUACCUCUGCCCUGUGGUAAAAGUGCAACAAAUCGAUCGCGAUGGGCCAUCAGGACGUGUGGGACUCCCACAACAAGACUCACAGCAAGGGCGGCCGUAAGUGCCGUGUAUGCUCCAACCAGUGGGGCCUGAUCCGCAAGUACGGCUUGAAUGUCUGCCGCCAGUGCUUCCGCGAGUACGCCAAGGACAUCGGCUUCAUCAAGUACCGGUAAUUUUGGGACGGAGUCAGGAUGCAGCAUAACCAGCAGCAAUCUUUGUUGAGCUGAGAAAGCAGUUGGGAGGUGUUGGAACUUGCGCUUGUGAUCACAGCAGUGAUGUACUCAGUAAUAGCGCCUGCCUUGCCUUGAUGGGGACAGGUUGUUCUCCUGAUUAGGGACGCGCGCAUUUAUCCGCAUGAAGAUAUGCAAUGAGCCGCAAGCUGUAACAUGCCAAUGAAC